Messenger RNA from Xenopus laevis (African clawed frog), 2032 nucleotides. It is a transcript of the gene mxra8.S, whose product is annotated as matrix-remodelling associated 8 S homeolog. Gene Ontology annotation, biological process: cell differentiation; cell adhesion. Gene Ontology annotation, cellular component: membrane; plasma membrane; cell surface. The record is from RefSeq and is a predicted model, not a curated record. The coding region runs from base 393 to 1676 and encodes 427 amino acids. Lineage: Eukaryota; Metazoa; Chordata; Amphibia; Anura; Pipidae. The transcript is spliced from 9 exons.
GUUCUAUAGCCGUGAAACAAGUAAAGUUAAACCACUGAAAUAGAUCAAAAACAACUUGAUGGGGAUGGAGCUGUGUCAAGGACAGCCUCCUGCAGCUGGAACUUGUACAGACUUCAACAAAAUGAAUUCCAUAGCAGAAGCAACACAGGGAGGGAGGAGGGAGAGGAGGAGGCUGUAAGAGUUCACAGUUGUUCUUGGGUCUCUGCUGUUCAGAGCGAAGCAGAAAGUCCAAGAUACUGCAGGGCAGGUCUGGAAUUGGUUGGUAGAAGGACAAGUCAAUAGCGGUAACUGCUGAAGUCACUGAAUGGUGAUGUCAGAUUAACUAAAAAUCCAACAAGAGCAAAGGGACAUUUAUACCACAGGAUCUUCGUGCACAGCUGUAAACAAAAGAGAUGGAGAUAAGGUGCAAAGUCCUGGUGUGUCACAUCAUCCUCCUGCACAUACCUGCCAGCCAACAAAACCCAGAGAGUGUUGUGGUGUCAGUGACUAAUAUCAGUACUCAUGUUGGAGAUCAAGGUUUCCUGACAUGUGAGAGUUACAGAAUGGUGUGGACACAGGACAAUCUAAUGGACAGGCAACGUGUUGUUCACUGGGACCUGUAUAACAGUCAAGGGGUUUACCGCGGAGAGCGCCUCCUCGACAUGUUUUCUGCAGGGGAGCAGCGCAUCUACAAAGACUACAACCAGAGGAGAAUAUCAGUUUCAGAGUCAGCUUUCCAAGAUGGCAAUUUCUCACUGGUCAUCAAAGAUGUUUCAAUGAUUGAUCAAGGGCUGUAUUCCUGCAAUCUCCAUCAUCACUACUGCCACCUGGAUGAGACUGUCCGAGUUCAACUAAACAUUACAAAAUCAGAGCGGAAAGUGAAGAUUUACUGGGAUGGUGAGAAGAUCGUCAUUGUGGCUUUAGUUCAUUCCACGGUGCUUCUUCCUUGUGAAAACCACGAUCACAUGUGGACUGACCGGCACCGUGAAGAGGACCAACAGGUAGUCCACUGGGAUCGACAAGCUCCAGGGAUCCCUCAUGACCGGGCUGACCGUCUUAUUGACAUGUAUGCAUCAGGGGAGAGACGAGCUUAUGGGUCCCUCUUCCUCAGAAGAAAGAUGAAUGUGUCCAAUUCAGCCUUUUCACAAGGAGAUUUUACACUUUUUAUUCCAUAUUUAACACGUGGAGAUGAGGGCACCUACUCGUGUCAUCUUCACCAUCAUUACUGUGGUCUCCAUGAACGUAGGAUCUUCUAUCUCUCUGUGUCUGAUCGUCCCAAGACAGAAGAACCGAGCAAAACUAAUUCAGACUCUGCUCCAGCUAUAGAUUCCAAUGUAGUCCAGGAAAACAAAGUCAUCAAUGUUACCAUCCAAGAAAGCAGACUCCAUUUCUUCCAACAGCUUGGAUACAUUCUGGCAACCCUUUUGCUGUUUAUUCUGCUCCUUACAGCUGUGAUCCUCAUCACUCGCAAGCAUCAAAAAAGAGGGUAUGCAUAUAACUUGAACAAACCUCAAGGGAAAGAGGUUAACAUGCAGGAAAUCUGCCUCAGACCUCCUGACCUCAUACAAUACAAAAAGGAGGAGCUCCGAAUAGAUUAUAAAAAUAACAUUCUAAAGGAACGUGCAGAGAUGGACAGAGUUUUCGCACCAAAGAACAUAGACUUAGACCUGGAGCUUCGGAAAGAGUAUUGUAAAUAAAGGAAAUCAGAACAUCGCUGCUGGCUGGCCCAGGAGCUUACACUUCAUUUAUGAAGAAGAAACCAGGAUUUCCCAUUAUUCCCACUUAAGCUGUUGGUUGCUUUCCUGCAUUAGCUGUUUCCUUGUUGCAGAGCAUUAUUUUGGCCCAACACCAGUGGCAGCAACAAUUUCAAGGACAUUUUAACACGUUUCUUCUAUAAAGCACAGGAGACAGUAUUUAACCUUCUAGUUGCCUAGUAACUAUAGAAGUUUUGUAAUGAUGGCAUAAUUGCUGCUUUUCUAUCAUUUUAUGUAAACAGCAGGCAACAUUGUAUAUUUGGCUUUUCUUACCAUUCAGGAUAAAAAGUGAAAAUGUU